Molecule: messenger RNA, 909 nt
Organism: Kwoniella shivajii
Lineage: Eukaryota; Fungi; Basidiomycota; Tremellomycetes; Tremellales; Cryptococcaceae
Exons: 3
Coding region: 1-909 (302 amino acids)
Biological process (GO): translational termination
Cellular component (GO): mitochondrion
Molecular function (GO): translation release factor activity
Source: RefSeq, a predicted model, not a curated record
AUGCAGGGACCGAUACUCCGACCGCUAUUGAGAGCCUCGUACAGCUCAAACCCCCUCCGCAGGGCGAUAUGUACUGCUCAAGCCGUGGGAUGUAGUCAUUGGAUACAUCAUCGAAACUACAGUAUCUCAACUGAUUGCAAGCAGAAAGACACUGUAAAUAUACCAGACGAUCUAUUUGGGGAUGAUGAUCCACAACCACAACCAGUGCAGAGAGAUGAGAGAUCAGAGAAGCUAGAGGAAGGGCUUGAGCUGGAAAUAGGAGAGAUAUCGGAUAACGGUUCCUUGCCUGCAUUCAAAGAUCAGGUAUUACAUCGACCGAAAUUACCUGGAUCGAUAAAACGUCUCAAUAGGAUAUUAUCACGUCAGAGGAAAUUAGAGAUACCCGAAUCUGAUUUAGAUGAAAAGUUUGUCAAGGGGAGAGGACCAGGUGGUCAAGCUAUAAAUAAAACGAAUUCAUCAGUUUCAUUGACUCACAUACCUACAGGUAUAAGAGUUCAAGCUCAACCCACUAGAUCAAGAGAAGAGAAUCGUAAAGCUGCCAGAAGGAUCUUAGCUGAAAAAUUAGACAUGUUAAGAUCUUUAGGUCAAUUACCAGGAUAUGAGAAUGAACAAUCCAAAAAUAUUCAAUUAGAAUCCCUUCUGAUACCGAUAUCGAAAGCGGAACAAAGGGAAGAAGGAGAGGGAGAGGGAGAGGGAAAGAAGAAAGGUAAAAAAGCAUUACAAAAAGAAGAAGAACAGAAGUUGAGUGGAACAUAUACAAAAGCUGAGAUUAAAGCAGAAAAAGAAAGGAGAAGGAAAAGUAAUAGAGCCAAAAAAGCAAAGAAAAAAUAUGGUAAAAAAGGGGAGAUCGAGAAUGACGAUACGAUAGAACGUGAAAUCGAAAUCGACGAAACAUCUCAGAAUCCAUAG